AUGGGCGCCAUCCACUGUCGUCAAGAGGAACAACAAAUCAUGAGGAUAGACGACUAUCCUGGAAACACUGAGGUUUGGCCCUCGGAGAAGGAAGAAGAAGAACCUGAUGACACGAAUCGGAACCCACACGCUAGAAAGCGGGCUGGAAGUAAGACCGCGAUGAGGUUUACCCGCGGCAGAAUCAAUCCCACGGGUGAAGGAAGAACAUCCUAG
Molecule: messenger RNA, 213 nt
Organism: Heterobasidion irregulare TC 32-1
Lineage: Eukaryota; Fungi; Basidiomycota; Agaricomycetes; Russulales; Bondarzewiaceae
Exons: 2
Coding region: 1-213 (70 amino acids)
Source: RefSeq, a predicted model, not a curated record